This is a messenger RNA of Schistocerca serialis cubense, 4389 nucleotides long. RefSeq lists its product as uncharacterized. The transcript has 11 exons. The record is from RefSeq and is a predicted model, not a curated record. NCBI's taxonomy places the organism in Eukaryota, Metazoa, Arthropoda, Insecta, Orthoptera, Acrididae. The coding region runs from base 452 to 2407 and encodes 651 amino acids.
AAGCAAAGCAUCGGCAAUAUCAUUCGCGACGAAUCAAUAUUCACAGCUAUGAAAACUACAUAACCAGAUAAGAUAGGUUAGCUGUGGUUUUGACGGAUACUGCCAGUGAAGACUCGUUAGCAGCUAAAUUAAGCUGUGCUGGAGUUACAGUCCCGAGUCACAGCAAAAUAAGGUCGGGAAACAAGCAGCUAAAUCACAAUUUGAAGUGAGACGUCUUGCCUCUUCAAACAUGCCCAGGAGACUGACUCCAGUUAGCAGGAGAAGAUGGCAGUCCUCUGUUAUUGACAGUACCGGCAAGGGCUCCUAUAGGAUAGUUUGUAGGGGGGCCUAGACCUAUCUGGCUAUUUUCUGGUUGGGAUAGAACUGACCAAAACUAGGAAGAAUUUCAGUGUCUCUGUCUCCUAAGUUUUCAGAUGAGACAUAAAGUUCCAAAGGUAUUCCCAUUGGAAAGAUGGAAUGGAAAUUCGUAGGAGCCUGUUUCUUUGUAAUAUGGAUGGGUAAGACGAACAGUCUUGAGAGUAGAAGCAAUUUAUGUAGACCUCGACGCUCUUAUACUUUAGACUGUGCUCAUCAGAUGGGCAUAAGUCAAGGUGGAUGCAGUGCUGUAAUUGAAAGAAACAAUACAGCAUGCUGGGAUAUGAGUUUUCCUUCAUGGAACAGUCCACCCUUAAAUGGAAGACAUUUCAAGCUAAAAACAUACUGCUACAAUAAUGGUGCUUAUCAACGAACAGGCCUUAAUGCUACCAUAAACUCUGGGAGUUGGACAGAAGCUGCCUUUAGAUUCAAAAUUGAGGGGAAGAAUUAUGUUUCCUGCGUACAAUUUAUCCAUAAUGCUAGUAUAAAUGACAACUUUAUGUUGUUUUAUGACUGCAUAUGGCAUGAAAAUGAUCUUUAUGGAGAACAAAUGAAAGUAGACUACUUCCUGAAAGACCAGAACAGAGAUACUAUGGAAUUUGGAAGUUUCCACUUUAUUCUUCCACAGUGUCACUUUAACGAGAUAGGAGAUCAUGUUUUAGAUAUUUCAAGACAUCAAACUUUUAUCUAUGUUGAUGAAAAAGCAUCGUCAUUUUCAACAAUCCAUAUCCAGAAAAUGCCUGUGGAUUACCAAGUCAGCUCUUACAUUAUAAAAAAAUGUCACACUUGUCAAAGUAAUUUAAACAAAACACUUGAAUGUUCAAAGGCAUACUGUACUACUGAAGAAAAAAUCAAGACAGAUAUAAAUGAGGAAGAGAUUGUGUUAAAAGUACCAAAUAGUGGAAAUGAGACUUGCUUCUAUGUCACUGUAGAAGCUGUUUGUCAUAAUUGCUCUACCAGUAACUGGUGUGUGGCUCGCUCUGUUUUGUUGAUACCAAGCAAGACAGGUCUCACAGCUCUUCCUUUCAUUGUGGUUCCAUUGUGUUUCUUAAUUGUGUUGGCAUUGUCAUACAUAUAUUGCACCACAAAGCACAGAACAGUGGAUGGUAACAGCUACAGGCGCCCAACAGUCCUACUUGUUUACAACCCAGUGCAUGAUAUUCAUGUCCAAAUAAUUAUGGGUGUUGUGAAACUUAUGACUCACUGUUGUGGAAUUGAUGUGUUGUUUGCUGACACUGAUAUAGCAAAAUCAAAAGAAAAGAAUCCAUUGGUUUGGUACAACAGGGCAGUUUCAGAGGUGGACUACAUUGCAGUUGUUUCUGCACUGUCAUCUCUAAAUAAAAGCUGUUCUACUUAUAACAAUAUUUUUCAAAUUGGUAUGACAGUUGUAGAGGAAACAAUAAAGAGAAGUUCUUCAGCUGUUAAAUUUUUUAAUAUUAGUUUUCCAUAUAAUUUGAAAAAUGAUGUCCCAAUUAAAACAAAGUGUCAUGAAAAUUUCAAUUUGAUGAAACAGUUUGAUGAUAUGGUUAUAUAUGUACACAAAAGUGUGAGCAGUGUAAGAGGACAACCUUUAAAAUUAAAAGUGCCUAAAAGAGUGAAUAGAUGGACAGGAUACAAGUCUCUUCCAGAUUAUUUAGAGCUGUGUAAGAACAUUGAGACCAUGGAGAAAUUAGUUGCACAAGAAGAAGGUGUUAGCUUAAGUACUACAGAGGAUAAUUUUGUUAUGAGUGCUUUUCUUGAGAGAACAGUACCUGUUCAUAAUAUUGCUGAAUAUAUUAAUAAUACCACAGAGAGAUCAGUUUCUGCUCCUGCCCAUAAUAUUGCUGAACAUAUUAGCAAUAUAACAGAUGUUCCUGUGAAAGAAUCAAGAAGUGAUUUAGAUCAAGAAUACCAGAGCUUGCAAGAACUACUUCAAAGAAAUGAACACAGUACCCAUUCCUCAAGAGAAACUGUUGAUGAAGAUUCUAAGCAUCUUAUAAAUACACAUGCUUUCUCAAGAGAUGCUUUUGUUACUUCUGUAGAUAAAUUUCUUGACCUGGAUGGAUUACUGUAAACUCCCAUAACCCACAAUCCAUUCCAUUCAAGGCCAGUACAAUACCAAAGAAAUGUUUCUCAAAUUUAAUGUUCACCAUGUAGCUUAGAGUCAUGCUAAUUUCUUAUUGUACAUAUCCUGAUCCCACAUGUGGUUACCUCCACAUUGUAGUGUUGCAUGUAGAUUCUGCAUGGCUUUUAAAGAAAAUUAAUUUAUAUUUGUGUCCAAUUGUGUCUCCUUUCAUGUUCAUUAAUACAAAAGAGGAAGCCUGAAUAUUGUUUGCCACUAAUAACAAUCUCUAUUUUGUCAUUGUUUCAUACUCAUCAGCCAUAGACUUUCUGGUUAUACUUAGAUAUCUAGUAGGCAAUGUAACAUUUUAUUAAUGUCUCAUGUGAAUUAUAUCAACUAUAGUUUUGAAAUUACUGUCAAAUGUAUGUUUCAAAGAGAUUUUUAAAUUUAAAAAAUACAAAUCUUUGAAUUGUGAUGGCAUUUCUCCUAUUUUUCAGUUCGUUUUUACUCUGUUAUGGUUUUGGACUUUUUUCUUAAAUGGUUUGAAUUUUUGCAUUAUUUUUAUGUAUUUAUUUUGCUCAGUUUGUUCAGUCACAAUAUCACACUAAAAAUAUAAACAAAUUUUGUCUCAAAUAAGUAACAGUUCAAACAAAGCACACUGCAUGCAAAACUUUAAGCACCACAUACACAUACAGAACUCUCCAGCUUGAACAAAUUUCUGUUAACAGCAUUUUUUAAAAAGUAUAUAAAAUAUAUUUUGCAUCAAUAGUAGAGUGAUAUAGUCACAGAAGCAAUGUGUUUUACUGGCUAAAUGAUAAAAAUAAUGGUAAUUGUAUUAACUUGUUGUUAAAUGAGUUUCUAGAUGGAAUAUGGGAAAACAUCAGCAAACUGGAGUCUGUUAGAAUUAGCUUUACAUUGGUAGGGUAACAUGAUUUUAGCAGUUUGAGGUUAAAAAGUAAUUUUUAUGUAUGUGGUUUAUUCUUAAAGAAGGAAGCACAUGAUUUAAAUUUUCCAAUGAACUACUGUCACAACCAGGAAACCUGAUGCUUUUUAUGUUCAACUCAUGAAGAUGAACCAAAACAAUGCCGUGAUUGCACUGGAUAAUGUUUAUUGAUAUUAUGAUGUUCCUAGUGCAUCUAUAGAUCUGAGCUCUCUACAUACUUGUUACUGUACAUCUGUUUUGGCAUUUUGUAUAUGUUUUGUUCUUUAUUAUAUUAAGAAAAUUGUGGCAUGAGAGUGUUAUGUGAAUAAUGUUAUUGUUUAUGGCUGUUUGCGUGGCAAGAUUAUCAAUUUUCUUGUCAAGUUCUUUACUAUAGUGACCUUUUACCACAGGAAGUUUAUUAUUACAUCUCUCCUAUAAUAUUUUUCUAGUUUUUGAGCAAUAUUUAUGGUGUAAACAGCAGAAGUGUUGUUUCAUUUAUGGUUCUGAAAAGCGAAUUGUAUGCAAUAGUAAUUUCUUAUGCAUAUGUGUUUUUUGGGUACAAAUUUCUUUCGCUGCAGCUAUAAAUGCUGUAGUAUACCUGUAAACAGAUUGUGGAAAUAUGUAUUUUUCUUGUUUUACAGGUGUAGUACAACUGUUGUAGAUUACCAGUGGGAUACUCUCAAUUUCUGUUUUAUCAUUGAAGGUGGUAUAAUUUGAACUGAUAUUGGGUUUCUAGGUAUUAUGUUUAUUCAUAUAAUUAACUGGAAGUAGUUUCAGAGAGUUUAUAUACUGUUGAUCAAAUACUGACACUAGUUUAAUCAAAGAGAAAAUAUUUUCAUGCUAUGUACUAUAAGUAUAUCAUGGUGUAUUUGUGUGCUGCACUAAAUAUGUAAUAGCUUAGUGCAGUUUUAUCACUUAUAAUGUCCUAAAAACAUCUACCUGCUAGUAUUAGUUUCUUUAUAUGCAGUGGUUUUUCUUUGACAUCCACCAGCAGAGCAUUUCCUGUGGUAAAUCUCAAAGCUCCCACAAGUGUGUGCGUAAUCAAACUGUAAUAUAUCCAGUUUUUCCAAAA